Molecule: messenger RNA, 795 nt
Organism: Nakaseomyces glabratus
Lineage: Eukaryota; Fungi; Ascomycota; Saccharomycetes; Saccharomycetales; Saccharomycetaceae
Gene: SSO2
Product: syntaxin
Biological process (GO): vesicle fusion; intracellular protein transport; exocytosis
Cellular component (GO): endomembrane system; plasma membrane; SNARE complex
Molecular function (GO): SNARE binding; SNAP receptor activity
Source: RefSeq, a predicted model, not a curated record
AUGUCACAAGAAUACCAAGCCAUACUAUCUGAUGUACAAAAUAUACAAACACAGUUAAGAAUAUAUGACCAGCUGUUACAGAAUAUAUCUAAUUUACAUAAUGUAAUAUAUUCACAAAUUGAUGAAAACUCUGAAGUAAAUAAAGGCAAAUUAGAUAACUUAGCGGCAGAAAUUGCAAAAUUACAACAAGGAGUUGCAAAUAAAAUCAAACAACUGAGCACAAAAAUUAAAUUUCAUGACAAUGAACACUAUGUCCAUUAUAGUGCCAUAAGGGAUCAAUUUCUCUCUUUAAUUAGAAAACAGAGACUAAUAGAAUAUAACUGGAAAUUGUCCUGCAGAAAUGAAGUCAAGAGACAGAUUGAUUUAAUGAGCCUCGAUUUAUCAGACGCUCAGAUCGAUGAUUACUUAGCAGACCCAGAAAACGAAAUAUAUCAGAGCAUUUUUAAAAGAUAUUUGUUGAGCAAUGAAGAUGCAAAAAUGGCUCUGAAUGAAGUUGAGCACAGGAUGAAAGAAAUUAAGAAUCUUGAGAAGCGAAUGAAUGAUUUGGCAAUCUUAUUCAAAGAAAUGGAGGAGCUCGUUGUUCAACAAGAAGAGCCAAUAGACAAAAUAGACACCAAUGUUGAGAAAGUGGUAGUCGAUCUUGAAUCUGGUAUAACGCAUACUGAACAAGCAAUUCAUAUCGCGGAACAGAAGAGGAAAAACAAGAAACUGCUAAUAUCAAUUAUCUUUUACGUUUGUGCUAUACUGCUCCUGUCAAUCUUUGUUGCAGUAAUAGUCACAGUCAGUCUUCAUUGA